This is a messenger RNA of Paramuricea clavata, 300 nucleotides long. Lineage: Eukaryota; Metazoa; Cnidaria; Anthozoa; Malacalcyonacea; Plexauridae. The record is from the annotation of a GenBank genome assembly.
AUGGAGGUGAAAGUUCCUUGUUGUUACUUUCAUUUUGCAGGGAAAACUCUACAUCACAAGAUUAUCCAUGGCUUUUCAGACGCAUCUAAAAAGGUGUAUGCUGCUGUUGUUUAUCUUAAAACUGAACAUGGAAAUGGAAAUAUCGACAUCAAGCUUAUCGCAGCUAAAACACAAGUUGCUCCACUAAGUAAACAAUCCAUGAUUCGCUUGGAACUUCUUGGCACACAUACCUUGGCACGACUGGUCAAGUCAAUAUUACAAGCUUUUCAAUCCAUGAAAAUUGACAACAUUUUCUUAUGA